Megalops cyprinoides (Indo-Pacific tarpon) is the source of this 3050-nucleotide messenger RNA. RefSeq names its product stromal cell derived factor 4 (gene sdf4). Lineage: Eukaryota; Metazoa; Chordata; Actinopteri; Elopiformes; Megalopidae. Bases 361 to 1431 code for a protein of 356 amino acids. The transcript is spliced from 7 exons. Gene Ontology annotation, biological process: calcium-ion regulated exocytosis. Gene Ontology annotation, molecular function: calcium ion binding. The record is from RefSeq and is a predicted model, not a curated record. Gene Ontology annotation, cellular component: endoplasmic reticulum.
ACCAGAUAAACGACCAGGAAGUCCGGGUUGAGGGCGGCGUAAGUAGUUAGGCAGCCGCUUCAUGAGACCUAUCCCAUACAUCUGCUAAAUUUGUGGACGUGGUUUAAAUUAAAGACAGAGGGGAGUGACCAUUCCAUAACAUCCGUAAUCUAAGGAAUAGCCACGUGUACAGGAACUAAGAAGACAAACCUCAAAUAUCUGGGAGCUCGCUACCAAUCAAAGUCAAGGGUGCGUUUGACGCAGACAAUGCAUCCCGUCCGCAGCUAGCUGGUGGCUCUGUUUCCUCUGCUUGUGUUUGUGCUGUAACUGCGCACUGCAGUUCUUGAGCCUGUUCGUGGGAGAAGACUCACUGUAGAAACUAUGCCAAGGAGGAGAGCUUGGUGCAGGUACGUGGGCACAGUGUGCCUGGCCUUGGUGGCCGUGCUCCUCAAAACGGACGUCCAGGCCCGUCCUGCCAACAUGUCAGCCCUCAAAGACAAGGACGCCAACAGCAAAGAGGACAACGAGAUCCUGCCUCCGGAUCACUUGAACGGCAUGAAACUGGAGAUGGACGGCCACCUCAACAAGGACUUCCACCAGGAGGUCUUCCUCGGGAAGGACAUGGAGGAGUUUGAAGAGGACUCUGAGCCCAGGAGGAACAGGAAGAAGCUGAUGGAGAUAUUUAGCAAGGUGGACUUCAACGGCGACCGCAGCGUGAGCGCCAAGGAGAUGCAGCGCUGGAUCAUGGAGAAGACGGAGGAGCACUUCCAGGAGGCGGUCAAAGAGAACAAGCUCAGCUUCCGGGCCGUGGACCCAGAUGGAGAUGGACAUGUGACGUGGGACGAGUACCGGGUGAAGUUCCUGGCCAGCAAAGGCUUUAACGAGAAGGAGGUGGCCGAGAAGAUCAAGAACAACGAAGAGCUAAAGGUGGAUGAGGAGACCCAAGAAGUUCUGGAGAGCCUGAAGGACCGCUGGUUCCAGGCAGACAACCCCCCAGCCGACCAGCUGCUGAACGAGGAGGAGUUCCUGUCAUUCCUGCACCCGGAGCACAGCCGCGGCAUGCUCAAGUACAUGGUCAAGGAGAUCGUCCGUGACCUCGACCAGGAUGGUGACCAGAAGCUGACCUUGUCCGAGUUCAUCUCCCUGCCCAUGGGGACAGUGGAGAACAAGCAGGCUCAGGACAUCGACGACGACUGGGUGCGCGAGCGGAAGAAGGAGUUCGAAGAGGUCAUCGACGCCAACCAUGACAAUAUCGUCACCAUGGAUGAGCUGGAAGAGUACAUGGACCCCAUGAAUGAGUACAACGCCCUGAACGAGGCCAAGCAAAUGAUCGCUGUCGCCGACGAGAACCAGAACCACAACCUGGAGCUGGAGGAGAUCCUGAAGUACAGCGAGUACUUCACUGGCAGCAAGCUGAUGGACUACGCCCGCAACGUGCACGAAGAGUUCUGAAUGAGGAGCCGCUUUCGCCUCCGCCCUCAGACUGUCCAGCCACGGGCCCAAGGGGGGUCCUGCCGGUGCGCUCGGUCCACAUGACCAGCCCGUCCCGUCUCCGAAAAAAAAAGAAGUCCCACGAUGUCUGGCAGAUUCCCCCUCGUCCAUUAAACAUCAUUAACAACCAGCCACUUAAGUGAUUUUACUCAAGGCUUUUUUCAUCAAGCAUCUUACAUGGUUUGCCCUCCAGCAACCAAUUAUGGACCCACUUAUUACCAUGUGGUGUUUCCUUCAGAUCUGAGUGCUUUCACAACCUGGCACCAUUGUUCAUUUUGUAUUAUGUAGUUUCAUAUGUGUGUGUGUAUAUAUACAAUAUAAAUUAUAUAUAUAUAUAUAUAUAUAUAUGUAAAAGUUCAGAGGAGAUUCUAAUUGCCACGAGCAGAGAGGUGUCCCCUCUCUGCAGUGUAAUUGGUAAAAGCACAUAUACACAGAUGGACAGCACAGGCAGCUUGGAGCAGGAAAACAAUCUCUCUUCAUUCCCUCACUAUUGUGUGUUUGCUUUUUGUGAACUCGGCAGCAUUUUCCCUUUGCUGUUGUUUCAGGUGUCAGUCGAGCCCUAGUAGGCACGCUUCAUGGCUUUUUUUCUAUAGCGUCUGGUUCUACAUCUCCAUUUGAUCAGUGUUCCAUCUGGCAGUGGCAGCUUGCUAACUUCCCUUUGCGUUUUGCCAGUAAAAUGAACCAGUACCUGAGGAAGCGCUAAAAAAAUUAGAAUGGCAAACAAGAAGUUCAGAGAUGCACAGUUUUGUUUUAUCUUAUUUUAAAACCUCAAGGAGUUGGCUGUAAUUCUCACAGAAGCCCUUGUCAGUCUGUCCAUAUCUCAGUUCCAACAAGGGAAUUAACUUAUUUAUUUAUUCUCAAGUGUAAUAAUGACACAUACAAAAAAUCCUCAUUUGGAGUCCUCAGAACUCUAAAUGUUUGGAGGAGCUGCUUUCCUAUUAGAAGUCAUGAGUAAGAUUCACUCCUGAGAUGAGCUAAAGGAUAAGUUGUAAAAUGUAAAUAAUUUGGAAAAGAAGUAUAUUCUGCGCACAGUCAUAGCUGGUUCUUAUUUUUCCCCCUAUUUUAAUGUCUAAAUUCUGCUUUUACUAGUAGCAGCAUCUCUAGUGCAAGUGGUUUUGCAAUAAGACUAAUAAAUGCCUGUUUUAUUUGUGUGAAUGAUUUCACACUUUUUUUUUCCUUGUUGAGGGGAUUUCCUGCUGAAGAUUGGUGCAGUGGCAAUCUUAAAUAUCCUUCAGAUUUACUGUUCUGUAUAUUUUGGUUUUCUCUGGCACCAUUAAAGGCUUGCUUUACCCACUUGUUUGCUUAACCUUUUCAUACCUCUUGAGGUGCAGUCAGUGCUAUUCAUGGAUGAAAUCCAGGUGUAGUUGGAUUGCUUGUGUCAGUAUAAUACAUUUAUAGUUUGCAUUUGCGUUUGAAGGACAUUGUGACUUUAUCCUGUGGAACCACAUUUUUCGAUUGGAUCCAGAGCAUAUCCCUUAAACGGAUGUACAGUGCAAAACCAUCCUUGAUAUGUAAACCAGUUUUAAUCUUAUAUCAGGUUAAUGAGAUGCAGCUUUCAGAUGCGUUGUAUUACAGAUUUA